Molecule: messenger RNA, 678 nt
Organism: Cercopithifilaria johnstoni
Lineage: Eukaryota; Metazoa; Nematoda; Chromadorea; Rhabditida; Onchocercidae
Source: the annotation of a GenBank genome assembly
AUGUUUGGUUUGGGUCCGUGGUGGUACAAUUUUUCGCAGUUCCACCGCUCCGAAUUGACGGUAGAUAAUUUGAUAUUGGUUCCAUCGCCAUACAUUGAACUAACCAUUUUUGGAACUUUCAAGGCUGCUGAAUUUUUGUCGUUUGUUGGUGGCUGUAUAGUACAUCCAGUAUAUCGGCUGUUUCUUCUUAGAAAUUUAACUCCGGAGAAAACCACGAACAAUUCAUUUAAAAUAAUUAGAAACAAAUGUCGAAAUAUACAGGGGCGAUUUCUUUUGGCAAGUUUUAUUGUUGGACCAUUGACUGUGCUAACUUGUGUGAAUUAUUACUCACUAGGUAGAAAAGAUGCGAAGGAAUUGUGCUAUCAGAUUAGAUGCAAUGAGAAAAUGAUGGUUUGGGAUCGCGCUGCUCUUUCACUAGGAUUUCUUGGAUGGUAUUGGAAACGUUUUAAAGGAGCUGUCGACGGUAUAAAUCUGGCAUCAGUUUACACUGCUUAUUAUUUUACGGUACAAAAAAGAUUAACAAAUGCACCAACAACAGAUAGAAUCAAACCAUCGCAGCGUCCGAAAAGUCUAGAGGAAGCUGAAGAAACGAAGAACUUCCCAUUUUUAGUACAAACAGCAGCAGAGAGUAGGAAAUCACUCGGUUCGACAGCUUCGCUUCGCAUACGAACAUCAUGA